Molecule: messenger RNA, 759 nt
Organism: Vigna radiata var. radiata (mung bean)
Lineage: Eukaryota; Viridiplantae; Streptophyta; Magnoliopsida; Fabales; Fabaceae
Exons: 1
Coding region: 1-759 (252 amino acids)
Source: RefSeq, a predicted model, not a curated record
AUGGAAAGGUUUGACGGAACAACCGACCCGGAACACCAUCUCAGAAGUUUCCUUGAUUCUAUGGCCUUCUACUCCAGCGACGAUCCAGUCAAAUGCCGAGCGUUUUCCCUAUCCCUGAAGGGCGAGGCUCUCGAGUGGUAUUAUGCUCUCCCUCCUAACUCUAUUGACAACUUCCGCACGUUCGCCACUCUAUUCAAAAGGCAGUAUGCAACCAAUCGUAAAGAAGCAACCACCGCAGCCGAACUUGUCAAUCUCAAACAAGAGAAAGAUGAGUCACUAAGAAAGUUCAUGCGCAGAUACACUGAGGUAGCAAGAAGAGUUAAAGGGGUAAGCCAUGAAUUCAUCAUUACUAAUUUACCCAAUUGCCUGAAGCCAGGUUACGUCUCAGAAUCCCUGUAUGCCAAGUUGCCAAAGACCAUGGAAGAGUUGCAAGAAAAGAUGAACAAGUUCAUUAAAAUGGAGGAUCAACGGCAUUUUCACCGGAAAACGGAUGCCGCCGCAGCAGAGACCAAGCAGGAAGGGGGACGAUCACGGGACAAAAGCCGUAAUCAUAAACCGUCACGAAAAUACACCCCAACCCCUUACAAUCUUCAGUACGAUCGGUAUGCUCCUCUUACGGCCUCAAGGGAAAAGGUGUUUGAAAAAGCCCUACAGGCCAACCUCAUUACCGCUAUCAAACGGGGGACACCGGAUGCUGCAGACGGAGCCAAAGUUUGCAGAUACCAUGGCAACCAGGGGCACACCACAGAAGAUUGCUGA